Messenger RNA from Perognathus longimembris pacificus (Pacific pocket mouse), 1465 nucleotides. RefSeq names its product pancreatic triacylglycerol lipase-like. Lineage: Eukaryota; Metazoa; Chordata; Mammalia; Rodentia; Heteromyidae. Gene Ontology annotation, biological process: lipid metabolic process. The coding region runs from base 8 to 1405 and encodes 465 amino acids. The record is from RefSeq and is a predicted model, not a curated record. The transcript has 13 exons. Gene Ontology annotation, molecular function: triacylglycerol lipase activity; protein binding.
CGCCACGAUGCUGCUGCUGUGGACAUUGUCACUGCUGCUGGGAGCAGUAGUAGGAAGAGAAGUCUGCUACGACAGACUGGGCUGCUUCAGUGACGAUGCUCCAUAUGGAGGCACUGUGGAAAGACCCCUGAAAAUGCUGCCCUGGUCUCCAAAAGUGAUCAACACCCGCUUCCUCCUGUAUACUAAUGAGAAUCCAAACAAGUAUCAAGAUGUCAAUGCAGAUGUAUCAAGCAUCAGGAACUCCAAUUUCAAGACAAAUAGAAAAACUCGCUUUAUUGUUCAUGGAUUCACAGACAAAGGGGAAGAAAACUGGCUGGCUGAUAUGUGCAAGAACAUGUUACAGGUAGAAAGUGUCAACUGCAUCUGUGUGGACUGGAAAGGAGGCUCCCGCACUGGAUACACCCAGGCCACCCAGAACACACGGGUUGUGGGUGCAGAAAUAGCAUAUUUCGUGGAUAUCCUUAAGUCUCAAUUUGGAUACUCACCUUCCAAUGUCCACGUCAUUGGCCACAGCCUGGGCUCCCAUAUUGCUGGGGAAGCUGGAAGAAGGACCAAUGGAGCCAUUGGAAGAAUCACAGGUUUGGAUCCUGCUGAACCUUACUUUCAGAACACACCAGAAAUCGUUCGAUUGGACCCCAGUGAUGCCCAGUUUGUGGAUGCCAUUCAUACAGAUUCCGCCCCCAUGAUUCCCAACAUGGGAUUGGGAAUGAGCCAAACCGUGGGCCACCUAGACUUCUUCCCAAACGGUGGGAAAGAAAUGCCUGGAUGUCAGAAGAACCCUCUCUCUCAGAUUGUUGACAUUGACGGCAUCUGGGAAGGAAGUCGUGACUUCGUGGCCUGUAAUCAUUUAAGAAGCUACAAGUAUUAUUCUGACAGCAUCCUCAACCCUACUGGCUUUGCUGGAUUCUCUUGUUCCUCUUACAGUGAUUUCACUGCAAACAGGUGCUUCCCCUGUGCCAGUGGAGGCUGCCCACAGAUGGGUCAUUAUGCUGACAGAUUUUCUGGGAAAACAAAUGGAGUAUAUCAGAAAUUUUACCUAAACACUGGUGAUAAGAGUAAUUUUGCUCGUUGGAGAUAUCAGGUAGCUGUCACACUGUCUGGAAAGAAGGUUACAGGACACAUCCUGGUUUCUUUGUUUGGAAAUGGAGGAACUUCUAAGCAGUAUGAAAUUUUCAGAGGCUCUCUUCAACCUGGGAAGACUCAAACCAAUGAGGUCGACUCUGAUGUGGAUGUUGGAGACCUGCAGAAGGUUAAAUUUCUUUGGUAUAACAAUGUGAUCAACCCAUCUCUGCCCAGAGUGGGAGCAUCAAGGAUCACAGUGGAAAGAAAUGAUGGAAGAGUAUUCAACUUCUGUAGCCAAGAUACCGUGAGGGAGGACGUUCUGCUUACCCUCAACCCCUGUUAGGAGCCUGUUGAUACACGGCCACUGUGUCUUACGGCUAAUAAAACCACAAGUGAAUCAAUA